UUCAGUUUUGGAAAAUUGCAAGCAAAAAAUGUUGUAUCAUUAUGCACUCUAAAAUAAAUAUUAUCUCGCGUAAAAUUAAAAACAACUGCCUGACGUACCCGUUAUGAUACCGUUUCUAAAUUACGAAGUAUAUCUGUCCUUUCUCAUAUACGUAAUUACGAAAACCUUGUGCUCGAUCGUCGACAAAUAUCGGGUCAUGCACAAGCAAGAAGUGUGCGUCGAAGAAAAAGUUGAAGAUGACGUCAAAUGGGUGCCUAAGAAAAAGCACGAAGUCCUUAAAGCGAAAUACAAGUGCUUGAAAAAGCUCUUCCAAAUCUACGAUGCUAGUGUUAUAGGAAUUCUUCCAGAAAAUUACAUGCAACCAUAUCCCGAAAAAAGACGCAAAAAGCGAUCGAAGCGUACGAAAACUGAUGCCAUAGUUGGUACCGCUGAACUGUCAAACGACGACACCGAUUCGGGCAGUUCUGCGCCCGUAGUUCCGUCCACAUUCAAAAAGGACGGAUUCACCCAGGAUUGUAAAGAAAAUGUCUCAGUUCAAAGCGAGAUAAAGCAAUCUGUUGUCAAUGUACCGUACAGGGAAAUGCGAAAACCGACGCGAUUCCAGUGCUUUUUGCAGCGAAUUUUUGGGUUAAAUCCUGAUAGAUUAAAAAGGGGAUAUGCUAGUGAUAAUGAUAUUAUAUGUUAUGAUAGACGCCGGCGUGGUAUAAGGCUUAGAAGACGUCGAACGAAGCAGGCAAGGUCUGAAAUGGUUUUGAACGAUGUGAAAAGUCCAGUUAUUUUGUCGUAUGUUCAGAGUGUUCAGAGAAGUUGUUUGAUGGAGUCUACACCACGCCAGUGUCCUAUUACUGGGUGUAAAAUGAUGUGUUAUGGAAUAAUAAACUACAACGACCACUUAAACCUCUGCCACUUUCCUGAACGUCAAUAUGUCUGUCACUACUGUCAUGAAGGCUUCACCAGCGAGUGUGAUAAAUUGCAGCAUGAGAACGAGCAUCUAGGGAUAUCGAGAAUUAAUACUAGUGAUGUUUCCAGUGGAUGGCAAUCCAGAAAGAUUGCCAGUGUGACUCAAACUGAUCCCGAAAUCCAAGUACCCGAGGAUAAAUUAAAGAAAAUCGUGUCAUUCUUCGACAAAAUCACUAACCCUGACGACCUUAUAAAUGAAUUUAAGAAAAAUCGAUUCUCCGAGUCGAAUUUACAAACUAUACCUGCAACUACAGUUUCGGAGCUCAGUAAAUCAGAAACAUUGAAUCUGCAGAAGAAAUCUGAAAAAUCGUCGUUGGCUGACGAAUCGAAUCACACUGAAAUAUCACAGUGUACUUCCACACCAGCAAUAAGAUGUCAGCUGUGUGGAGAAUUGUUUGAUAACAGGCGCCAAUUAAGCGUACACAUUGAUGUCCAACACCGUACCAAUGAGAAAUUCACGAAAUUCCACAGCUGCGCUGGAAUUAUUAACGCUCACCCCAAAACUUCCUAUCAACCAUCUGAAAUCAGUAAUUACUCUAAAACGAACACAUUGCAAACUAAACUUUCAUCCAUAAGUGGUGAUCCGUCAACCAAUGUUGUGUAUUAUACGUCUUUAGAAUCAUUAAGCAAGAAAUCUGUUGUUAAUUCGUUGGUCCAAAAGGUGCGUAGUGGUUUUUGUUAUAAGUGGGAGCCUGGUACUAAAAUUAUUCGUGUGUAAUUUUUUGAAUAAAUUAUAUUAAAUGUU
Molecule: messenger RNA, 1705 nt
Organism: Pieris rapae (cabbage white)
Lineage: Eukaryota; Metazoa; Arthropoda; Insecta; Lepidoptera; Pieridae
Exons: 4
Coding region: 104-1678 (524 amino acids)
Source: RefSeq, a predicted model, not a curated record